UCCUGUGCGGAUGCGUGCGUGUGCCCGACGACAUCGACGAGAACACGCACGUAGCUGUCAGUAGGAAAUGCAGGCGGUUGGUGUUGGAUGUAGCUCUACCGCUGUGCUGGGAUAAAUUAAACAAAAGGAGUCCUUUUUGUUACAGAAUGAAAACGGUUACUUAGGAGAUUACUUGAAUUUGGUGGUUGCAGCCAGUCUGCAUGUCUAACCGAGGUAAAGGAGACAUUCGGCUAGCUGGCAAGGCUACCAUAAACAGCCCACUAUCAGCGCUAAUGCUAAUAGUUACAUUAGGCUAAAAUAAGCUAAUUUAGCUAGCUGGUAACUUAGCUAGCUAGCUUGCCGAUUGUACGAAUUUUGCUCUUCCAGGUCCUCACCCCGUUUAGCGGUUCCUUCCCAGGUCUCGCUCCCUUCGUGUUUUCAUUUCACGGAGGAGGUUGUGGAACCGGAGCUGUGGCGGGGGGACGUGCGGAGAGGAACCCCCUGGCUAUCCAGGCGGACGGAUCACUGUGACACGCCGGUCGUGGAGAGAUCAGAGUGGAACCAUGGCCGAACUCUCCACCUUAUCCACAUCACCACCUGCACUGGGUGAUCCGCAUUCAGCUCCCUCCAUCCCUCCGUCCUCAUCAGUACUCCCUGCUCCCAACAGCCCUCCUCCACAGUCUUUACCCAAGUCUGCCCUCUACAAUAACAAACCUUUGACUGGACACACUCCUGCAGGACAGUCAGGGGGUUCACCCUUGACUCCCGACCCAUCCUUGAGUCCUCCCAAGCUCACUGCUGAGACCCCCCUCCCAUCAUUAUUACAUGAGGCUGCUCCACAGAGAGAGGAAUCGACAGGGAAAGAUGUCAUUAAGCAGGAGACAAUGUCCAUUGACCCAGUUGCUCCCGAGUUCCUGAAUUCUAAAACAAUUAUUCCAGCACUGUCAACUGAGCCAUCAGCUCAGAGUGAUGUGCAAAAGGCAUCCCCCUCCCCUGAUCUCAGUCCUGGUCCUAAUCUUUAUCCUAAUGUGCAUGUCACCCACAAUCCAAAUCCUAUCAUGGAUGGUGGCCAAUUUACUCCAGGCCAACUACAAACCACUGUGGGUUCCAAUCCCACACCUGCUCCUCCAGCAUCCGUUGAUGCAGCAGCAUUGGCAACAGCUGAAGAGGAGAAACCUCAGCCACUUCAACAGGCACAAAGUCCUCAAAGUCAGCCGCCUCCUCUGUCCCCAAAGCGUGAUGCUCCAAACGAAGCAGGGAAAGCAGAACUGCCCAGUACCCCGACCAGAGUCGAACACCCCAGCCCUACUGUCCCACUGAUCCACGAACCAUCCUGUGCCCUCCCGCUGCACAACCCCAACCCCCGUCCGGCCCCUGAUACCCUCAGUUACCUGGAGUCAGCCAGCCUUAUGUCUGGGACGCUGGAGUCUCUGUCUGGGCUGGGGGAGGAUGGGAGCUCUGUGGGCUCAGACUCAGAGAUCAAUGGCAUGACUGUCAGACGCACUGAUAAAUAUGGCUUCCUAGGUGGGAGUCAGUACAGUGAAGGCAGUGAUAAGGAAGUUCGAGUUGAAGUUGCCAGACAGAGGGAGAUUAAAUGGAUUGAUAUGUUCAACAACUGGGAUAAGUGGAUCAAACAUCGCUUCCAGAAGGUGAAGUUGCGCUGCAGGAAGGGCAUUCCAUCUUCUCUCAGAGCCAAAGCCUGGCAGCUGCUGUCCAAUAGCCAAGAGCUCCUUGAAGCCAACAGAGGGAAAUUUGAGGAACUGGAGAGAGAGCAGGGAGAGGCAAAAUGGCUGGACAUUAUUGAGAAGGAUCUCCACAGACAGUUCCCCUUCCAUGAAAUGUUUGCGGCUCGUGGUGGCCAUGGACAACAGGAUCUGUACCGGAUCCUGAAGGCAUACACCGUCUACCGGCCUGAUGAGGGAUACUGCCAGGCCCAGGCUCCAGUGGCUGCAGUGCUGCUCAUGCAUAUGCCUGCUGAGCAAGCUUUUUGGUGCCUCGUCCAGAUAUGCGAGAAGUACCUUCCUGGCUACUACAGUGCUGGACUGGAAGCGAUCCAGCUGGAUGGCGAGAUCUUCUUCUCCCUGUUACGGCGCACAUGUCCAAUGGCAUACCGUCAUCUUAAGAAGUUCAAGAUUGACCCAAUUCUCUACAUGACUGAAUGGUUCAUGUGUAUCUUCUCACGCACCUUACCAUGGUCCUGUGUACUGCGUGUAUGGGAUAUGUUCUUCUGUGAAGGAGUGAAAAUAGUGUUUCGUGUGGGCCUGGUACUACUGAAACAAAUGCUUGGUUCUGUGGAUAAACUUCGAGAACUACAGGGCAUGUAUGAAACCAUGGAGCGCCUGAGAAACAUUCCACCCGAGUCUAUCAGAGAGGACAUAAUGGUACAGGAGAUUAUUACGCUCCCAGUGACAGAGGCGCUCAUUGAGAGGGAGUGCAGCAUCCAGGUGAGGAAGUGGAGGGAGUCCAGAGGGGAGCUUACACACCAGCCGGGACGCCGGCUCCAUGGUACCAGAGCCAUCUAUGAGUACAAACGACGCGCUGCCUCCAUCAGCUCCGGUGGCAGCUUCUCUUUCCUGGGAAGCCCAGUCCCUCCACCAGGACCUCUCAGGGCCUCUUCGAGCCUCCUCUCGCUCCCUGGCUUCCGCAAGUCUAAAGUUCCUUUCCACUCCCAAACCAAGAAGGGCUCCUUCUCAGGGCCAUCAGGAAUAGAGGGCCUGCCGCCUCAUUCGCCACCUGCAUUAACAUCAAGCCCGAGCCGAGGCCCCAGCCAUAAACCCCCCAUUCCCCCAGGGGCAGGUCAGAGGGGACCAGCACCUCAAGUUCAGAGCCCCUUACUCGGGAGUGCAGCUGGCUCAUCACGUGGGCCUGCUCAGCCCUCAGAAGGCAACUCCGCACAGGGCCCACCUGCAGCUUCCGCCCUAGAAAAAAGCACGCCAUCGCCACCCACCACUCUAUCCCCCUCGCCUAAGAUCGUAUCUGAGCAAAUUACUCCUACUAUCCCUUCUCCUACUGCAAACAAUGCCACUCUGCCCCCAUGUCCAGAUUCAAAUAAAGAAGCGGUGCCAGCGACUGAUGCCACAACUGAAUCGGAAGAAGGAAAGAAGAAGAAGAAAAGCAAAGAAGACAAAAAGAAGGAAAAGGAAGAUGAGAAGAAAAAAUUGAAGGAAAAGAAGGAAAAGGAAAAGGCUGAAAAAGAGAGGCUCAAGAGGGAGAAAGAGAGGCUAGAAAAAGAGAAGAAGAAAGGGGGGAAGAAAAAGGACAAAGGGGGAGGAGAGGCUGAAGACAAAAAUGGAGCUGCAGCAGCGAGAGAUUCGGCCUAGUUUUCCACCCCAUCAUUCCAGGAUAAUGAAAAGGGAUGCUGAAGAAAAAAAGAGGUCAGGGGAACAAAAGACACCCAGAAAGAGUGAUUAAUAUAAAAAAAAUGGGAUGGCUUCCUGUAUGAUGCAUCAUUUCGAAGACUUAAUGUAGUCCCAGGACUAUGGUGGAGAAAACUGGAUCAUAGUUUUAAUAGCACCUCGGGGAGCUCUUUGCCCCUCGUUCGAUGCUUUCUUUUUGACUGAGUUUUAUUAAGAUAGGACAAAUUUCCUUUUUCAACUGGAGCAUGGCCUGUGAAUCUGAAUAAUAUUUCAAAAGAUCACAGUCAUUAUCUCUUUUAGUUUUUUUUUUAAUUCUUUUUUUUUUUUUUCUCAUUUUUAUUAUUUUAAUCAGAUUGAUGGCAGUGGUUAGAUAAACAUCGACUCAAGGGAUUUUUGAACCGAGCGUUGGCAGAAAUAGUAAUGGUGCCAUAGAGUAUGUAAAUAAAAAAGUCUACCUACAGUACUUUGGAUGUUGUUAGCACUCCACACACCCAUCAGUUCUCCACUGUGGACAGACAUCUGUGGAUGGAUCUGGUUGACUGGGAAAAAAAAAAGAAAACCCUUGGAAGUCGCUUCAAAUGCAGGCACUGAAGACAGAUAUGCUAGUAACGUUGUUGAGGAUGUAUUUAUUGUCAUGUUAAAUGUUGUGAGUGAGUGUGUGCCUUAGUAGUAUAGUCAAUUGUGUUAAUGUUCUAUGUGUGGCCUCCCUGUUUUCAGUCUCCCUCUGCCGUUUUUUUUUUCUUUUUUUUUCUCUCAAGUCAAACCAUCAUUGAAUUCUUUCUGUGGUUCUUCCCAAACCUUUACUUUCUCAUGUCACUGGAAUAAAUCUGACUGGUGACACACAUGAAAAGAGGGAGAACAUGAAAACCCAGACACCGUGUAGUCGUAGCUAUUUUUAACAUUUCAUUUAUGUGUGUUUUUUGUCUCUGACAAAAUACACGGGGAGAUUUUAUUGUUUUUAUUUCAGGCCCCAGUUUCAAUUUCUUGUGUCCGAGGUUGAUUUUUGCAAAAAGCAGGUGCAACAUUAUCAAUAAACUGGUAGUCUAAAAACAUGCAAUGCGCAGCAGUGACCAUCAACAAGUCCUGCAGACCAAAAUGUCGAUCUCUAAAAUUUGUAUUAUUCUGCUAUCAACAACAAAACAUAUGCAUUUAUUCAGCCAAAUUUCAGUAUGGGUAAGAACUUAAGUUCAUUAACCCAUUAGAAUGUGAUUUUAAGUAUCCUAAGAGAAUGAAGGAUGAUUUUUGCACUUGUGAUUUUGUCACAAAGCACCACUGAGGUCGCCCACUCCAUUAGCGCAGUGAUGUGGAACAUGAGAGUCUCAACAGGCCGGUUUCACAGUUUGAAAUCUGUGCCUGGAGGACCUAUAGGAAGCCACUUGACUGGAGGUGCCAGGUGUGCCAAUGUAGCAUUAACCUCUGAUAUUUGACCUUCGGGCUCUGAUGUAUUUAUGUAUAAAGUGGUUAAUUUAAUCAAAUAUAGUAUAUUAUGAAUUAUUGUUAUUAUUAUUAUUAUUAUUAUUUAGGAUAUUUUUCUAUGUGAGUAAGAGACACCUGGCUGACUGGAACGAUGGCUGACUACACAGUGUAGUUGCAGGGG
Molecule: messenger RNA, 4932 nt
Organism: Xiphias gladius (swordfish)
Lineage: Eukaryota; Metazoa; Chordata; Actinopteri; Istiophoriformes; Xiphiidae
Product: TBC1 domain family member 10B-like
Exons: 10
Coding region: 543-3299 (918 amino acids)
Source: RefSeq, a predicted model, not a curated record